Molecule: messenger RNA, 627 nt
Organism: Metarhizium acridum CQMa 102
Lineage: Eukaryota; Fungi; Ascomycota; Sordariomycetes; Hypocreales; Clavicipitaceae
Source: RefSeq, a predicted model, not a curated record
AUGGAGCUAUUAUACAGUCAUGGGCACCGAUUCAAGCAAGUUUCUGUUGUUGAGCCCUUGGGCACGGAGAGUUGGCUUGUAGAAAUGCAAUGUCCUUCAGCCAAUGCUCUGACUAAACCUCUAUUGCCGGCGCAGUGGCACAAGCUUGAGAGAAUCUGCUUUAGAUCGGGUAUACUGCGUCCUGAUAAUGACUUGGGCCUCAUCGACCGCCUGCUUCUCCUCGCAGCUCCAGUCGCCGAAAACCUGCCGAAUCUUGCCAGUUUAGAAAUAUUCAACACCAGCACUGCCAUUUACGGAUGCGAACUACCCUCUUGCCUCUUCCGCUACAGCUGUGAGCAUUCAGGCGCCGAAUUACUCUGGGAAAGUCAUUGGCAGCUAUUCCCGAAUCUGAAAACCGCCGAGUUCGAAUUCUAUCCCGAAGUUAAGUGCGCGUGGGAAAAGGCUGCGGUCGCGCAUACCGGCUAUGGCAUCACUAUUCAGAUAAAUGAGCCAAAGGAAACAAUGAACGCCGAGCACUUUUGGCCGAGGGGUAAGCCUCGGCUCGCAGACGUCUUUAAGCUCGACGCUAUUCAUCCUUUCACAAGAGCCCUAAUGAGAGUUAGGUGUAAGCGGAAGCUGUUCUGGUAG